ACGAGAAGGGAAGCUCACCGCUCGCACUGCUUCGCGCGAGUGGGCCAAAGCGAGCCCAUCACAAAUCCGUGCUAUCGUCCCGAAAGGCGAGAUCGUCUUCCAUUUCCGGAAGCGCUUAUGUGAUGGAUGGAUGUGGUGCGGGAUCCAAAAAAUGCUGGCGUGCAUAUCUCGCUCACUGUGCUCAUCUGAAUUAUGUUUCGGGGACCCCGUCAGCAAAGUAGCGUUUGAUCGUCGCAGUUCCACUGCUGCAUUGCUGGAUUCACAUACAAGGCACACGAACUUAGGUGUGGGCUUUUUCUCUCGCACGCAGGAUGUCUUCGUGAAAUCCGACAAAAAACAUCUCACGCGCUGUGAAUCACCUGGUAUUCAUCUCAGCGGACAACAUCUGCUGCUUCUAGUGGCCACGCAGCCGAGAGAGCGAGAGGCGUGCUGGAUUGGAAUGGCAGCGUCGAUCUCGACAAGCUUCACUUUGAGAGGCGGUGCUCGUCACACGACUCCGCCGCAGAUUCGUCCGCAGCAAAAAACGAACAAGGUGUGGGGCCUUUCGCUUUGAUAUCUUUGGCUGUGAUCCAACCCCUCGUCAAAGUUUGCUUGCUAAAAAAACUUGAGUGCUCGGCCUCUUUUUCCUCUUCGAGCGCGGCGCGCAGCGGUCAUAAACGUGGCCAGAGCUUCAGCCAGUAAAAAUCGUGAGCUCACUCAUCCUUUUAUUUGAUUGUCAUUCUCAUGACGUGCGGAUUAUAGAAAUCACGAGACCAUCAGCUUUGCCUCAGUGGACGGCGCACGGACGAAUUUGAAGCAUCCGCAAAAGAACUUUGACUGGGCUAUACGACAAGCUACAGGGUACCCGAGUAUAACACACAUUCGAUUUCUUUUCCAUGGCAUCUUGGACUUUUCAAGCUCGUGUGCUCAGAUUCUAUGGGUGGAAAAGAAGCUUCAUUGCUUUGGAGCUCAGAUUCUUCUCUCAGCAGUGUAAUCACAGCACGCGAGAAUAAAAGUGGAGGAUAGAAACAUUCGCUCAGAGACUCUUUUAGCGAUUUUUUUUUUUCCAUCAGGGGGGUCAGAGAUGGAACAAUGAAAAGCUAGAGGUCAUCAGCGCAAAAGAGGAAGAAUACCAAGAGACCCAAGAAGGAAAACAAAAAAAAGUGCUCAGGAUUUUUGGGAUGAAUCAACUUCACCGAUCUUCUCAGAGUGAGCUGGAAAAUCCAAUCAUCAUCGCACGAAUGCAGUAUCCUCAGUCACAGAAAAUUCCAUCACAGAUAUCAGAAUUAGCAUGGAUAUGAAAGAAAAAUUUCUGUCAUCACUGGAAAACUCCCAAAACGAACCGAGACGGGUGCUCAUAGUGAAACUGCGAUCUUCGAUUCUGUCUACAGGCCGCAUAUCGGCGAAUCAGAACGAGGAAUUGGGUAGAAUCAUCGCACAAAACGCACAAAGCGCAAGAACCCUAACUAUG
Molecule: messenger RNA, 1450 nt
Organism: Selaginella moellendorffii
Lineage: Eukaryota; Viridiplantae; Streptophyta; Lycopodiopsida; Selaginellales; Selaginellaceae
Exons: 4
Coding region: 131-553 (140 amino acids)
Source: RefSeq, a predicted model, not a curated record